Messenger RNA from Fusarium coffeatum, 2034 nucleotides. RefSeq lists its product as uncharacterized. The coding region runs from base 1 to 2034 and encodes 677 amino acids. Gene Ontology annotation, molecular function: flavin adenine dinucleotide binding; oxidoreductase activity, acting on CH-OH group of donors. The transcript has 7 exons. The record is from RefSeq and is a predicted model, not a curated record. NCBI's taxonomy places the organism in Eukaryota, Fungi, Ascomycota, Sordariomycetes, Hypocreales, Nectriaceae.
AUGUCGUCUUCCAAUUCGUACGCGAGCCACUUGGGCACGUUGCCCGAGGAGUUCGACAUCAUCGUGUGCGGUGGUGGAAGUUGUGGUUGUGUCGUUGCAGGACGACUGGCCAACCUCGACCAUAACCUCAAGGUCCUUCUCAUCGAGGCUGGUGAGAGUAACUUGAACAACCCAUGGGUGUUCAGACCUGGUAUCUACCCUCGCAACAUGAAGCUCGACUCCAAGACUGCUUCGUUCUACAAGUCUCGUCCUAGCAAGCAUCUUGCUGGUCGAGCUGCGACAGUUCCUUGUGCUCAUAUCCUUGGUGGUGGAUCGUCCAUCAACUUUAUGAUGUACACUCGAGCUAGUGCUUCAGACUAUGAUGACUUCCAGGCCAAGGGUUGGACCACAGAGGAGCUGCUUCCUCUCAUGAGAAAGCACGAGACCUACCAGCGUCACGCCGUCAACCCCGAUAUCCACGGCUUCGAGGGUCCCAUCAAGGUCUCAUUCGGUAACUACUGUUACCCCAUCAAGGAUGACUUCCUCCGUGCAACAGAAUCCCAAGGUAUUCCCUUCGUCGAUGAUCUCGAGGAUCUUAGUACCGGCCAUGGUGCAGAGCACUGGCUCAAGUGGAUCAACCGCGACACUGGCCGACGAAGUGACUCGGCACACGCCUACGUCCAUGCCACCCGUGCUAAGCACAGCAACCUUUACCUCGCUUGCAACACAAAGGUCGACAAGAUCAUUAUGGAGAAUGGCCGUGCUGUUGGUGUUCAAACUGUUCCCACUAAGCCUCUCCACCCAAACCAGCUCAAGACCAGAACCUUCCGCGCGCGAAAGCAGAUUGUCGUCAGCGGCGGUACACUCUCUUCGCCCCUGAUUCUUCAACGCUCUGGUAUCGGUGACCCCCAGAAGCUCCGUGCUGCAGGCGUUGAGCCUAAGGUUGACCUGCCUGGUGUGGGUCUCAACUUCCAAGAUCAUUACCUCACCUUCUCCGUCUACCGCGCCAAACCCGAGACUGAGAGUUUCGACGACUUCGUUCGCGGAGAUCCUGAAGUUCAGAAGAAAGUAUUCGACCAGUGGGCCCUUAACGGUACAGGGCCAUUGGCUACAAACGGUAUUGAAGCCGGUGUCAAGAUCCGACCUACUGAGGAGGAGCUCAAGGAAUUCGAGAAGUGGCCCACGCCUCACUUCACUGAGGGAUGGAAGUCUUAUUUCAAGAACAAGCCCGAUAAGCCUGUUAUGCAUUACUCUGUCAUUGCAGGUUUCUUCGGUGACCAUAUGCUCAUGCCUCCUGGAAAGUUCUUCUCUAUGUUCCACUUCCUCGAGUAUCCUUUCUCUCGUGGCUUCACUCACAUCAAGAGUGCCGAUCCUUAUGACACUCCCGACUUUGACUGUGGUUUUAUGAACGAUGAGCGAGACAUGGUCCCCAUGGUCUGGGGAUACAUCAAGUCCCGAGAGACUGCCCGUCGCAUGGACGCUUACGCUGGUGAAGUCGAGAAUAUGCACCCCUUCUUCGACUACGACAGCCCUGCUCGUGCUCACGACAUGGAUCUCGAGACUACCAAGGCCUACGCCCUUCCCGGUAACAUCACUGCUGGUAUCGGCCACGGAAGCUGGUCUUCUCCCCUUCCCGAGGCAGACCGCAAGCCCGGCGCCAACAUUCUCAACUCGAACAGAGCUCACAUCCGUGAGGAGCUCAAGUACAGCGAGAACGAUAUCAAGGCCGUCGAGGAAUGGGUCAAGCGCCACACAGAAUCAACCUGGCACUGCCUCGGAACCUGCUCCAUGGCACCCAAGGAGGGUAACAGCAUCGUCAAGCACGGAGUUCUCGACGAGAGACUCAACGUUCACGGUGUCCAAGGCCUCAAGGUCGCUGAUCUGUCCAUCUGCCCCGACAACGUCGGCUGCAACACAUACUCUACUGCUCUGCUCAUCGGUGAGAAGGCGGCUAUGCUUGUUGCUGAGGAUCUUGGUUACUCUGGUGAGGCGCUUGAGAUGAAGGUUCCUACUUACAAUGCACCUGGUGAGCUUGAGGUUCGACACCGUCUGUAA